AUUUCCUCAUCACCUUCUCCUUCAUCAACUUCACUUUGAUGAUACACCACUCCAUAUUAUUACCUCUUUCACAUUUCAUUUACGUUUUCCGUUUCCAUCCCCUCCGAUUUCUGUGAUAAACAAUGGCGGCCAACGGCAUGAAUAACGGUGCGACAGGGCGGAACGGUCUGGCGAAGAUUCACACGGAGAAGAGAGCCGACGAAGUCUGCCACGACGACAGCACGACGCCGAUGAAGGCGCAGACGAUCGACGAGCUUCAUUCUCUCCAGAUGAAGAAAUCGGCUCCGACUACGCCGCUCAACGGGAUCCAAGGCCCCUUCGCCGAGGAAGAGCGCACCAAGCAGCAGCUCCAGUCAAUCAGUGCGUCCUUGGCAUCGUUGACGAGAGAAACAGGGCCCAAGGUGGUGAGGGGAGAUCCGGCGAGUAAGUCGGCGACGCCGCGGGUUGUGAGCCACCACCACCACCAUGUGAGCCCCACCAUUAGCGUCAGUGACAGCUCUCUCAAAUUCACUCACGUCCUCUACAACCUAUCGCCUGCCGAGCUGUACGAGCAGGCAAUCAAGUAUGAGAAAGGUUCAUUCAUAUCGUCAAGCGGCGCCCUCGCUACUCUCUCGGGCGCCAAGACAGGGCGUUCCCCUAAAGACAAACGCGUUGUCAGGGAUGAAACCACUGAGCAUGAUCUUUGGUGGGGAAAGGGGUCACCAAACAUUGAAAUGGAUGAGCAGACAUUUAUGGUGAACAGAGAAAGAGCCGUCGAUUAUUUGAAUUCAUUGGAUAAGGUCUUUGUGAAUGAUCAAUUCCUGAACUGGGAUCCUCAGAACCGUAUCAAAGUUAGGAUAGUGUCAGCCAGGGCUUAUCAUUCCUUGUUCAUGCACAACAUGUGUAUCCGACCCACAGCUGAAGAGCUGGAGAACUUUGGUACUCCGGACUUCACUAUAUACAAUGCCGGACAGUUCCCAUGUAAUCGUUACACACACUACAUGACAUCCUCCACUAGCAUAGAUUUAAACCUUGCUAGAAGGGAAAUGGUCAUCCUCGGCACCCAGUACGCCGGGGAGAUGAAGAAAGGCCUUUUCAGUGUAAUGCACUAUCUCAUGCCUAAGCGUCAAAUUCUGUCACUACAUUCUGGUUGCAAUAUGGGCAAAGAUGGAGAUGUCGCUCUAUUCUUUGGCUUAUCAGGCACUGGAAAAACUACCCUGUCCACUGAUCACAACCGCUACCUGAUUGGAGAUGACGAACACUGCUGGAGUGAUAACGGUGUAUCCAACAUCGAAGGUGGCUGCUACGCAAAGUGCAUCGAUCUGUCAAGGGAGAAGGAGCCAGACAUUUGGAAUGCUAUCAAGUUUGGGACUGUAUUGGAGAAUGUGGUAUUUGAUGAGCACACUAGAGAAGUGGAUUACUCUGACAAAUCUGUCACAGAGAACACUCGAGCGGCCUAUCCUAUCGAAUAUAUCCCCAAUGCCAAAAUUCCGUGUGUUGCCUCACACCCGAAGAAUGUCAUACUCCUGGCGUGUGAUGCAUUUGGUGUGCUUCCACCUGUGAGCAAGCUCACCCUGGCUCAAACAAUGUAUCAUUUCAUCAGUGGCUACACUGCUCUGGUUGCUGGCACUGAAGAAGGGAUCAAGGAGCCACAGGCAACAUUCUCAGCCUGUUUCGGGGCAGCGUUUAUAAUGCUGCAUCCUACAAAAUACGCAGCCAUGUUGGCCGAAAAGAUGCAGAAGCAUGGUGCUACAGGGUGGCUAGUUAAUACAGGCUGGUCAGGUGGAAGAUAUGGGUCUGGGAGCCGUAUCAAACUAGCAUACACUCGCAAGAUCAUUGAUGCGAUCCACUCGGGUAGCCUGUUGAAGGCGGAAUACAAGCGAACAGAGGUUUUCGGGCUUGAGAUUCCGACUGCGGUUGAGGGUGUGCCUUCAGAUAUAUUGGAGCCCAUGAACACUUGGAAGGAUAAAAAAGCUUACAAGGAGACUCUGCUGAAACUAGGUGGGCUUUUCAAGAAUAACUUUGGAGGAUUUGUGGCUCACAAGAUUGGCAAGGACGACAAGCUCACUGAUGAAAUUCUUGCUGCUGGUCCUGUUUUCUGAGUGGCUUACGCAUAAAUAAAUAAACAGUUAUGAAGAUGAUCAAUCCAUGGGUUUCUCAUAUCAUAACGGAGUUGAAUCAAUAAAUUAUGCGUCGAGUUUAAGCUGCAUAGCUUUUUUUAUCAACCUGUACCUAAAGCCCAUGUGAGAUUAAUUAUAUGUGAGAUUAAUUAUUUCA
Messenger RNA from Salvia hispanica, 2256 nucleotides. RefSeq names its product phosphoenolpyruvate carboxykinase (ATP) 1-like. Gene Ontology annotation, molecular function: ATP binding; phosphoenolpyruvate carboxykinase (ATP) activity. Gene Ontology annotation, cellular component: cytosol. The record is from RefSeq and is a predicted model, not a curated record. NCBI's taxonomy places the organism in Eukaryota, Viridiplantae, Streptophyta, Magnoliopsida, Lamiales, Lamiaceae. Gene Ontology annotation, biological process: gluconeogenesis.